Alligator mississippiensis (American alligator) is the source of this 4449-nucleotide messenger RNA. RefSeq names its product protein tyrosine kinase 7 (inactive) (gene PTK7). The transcript has 21 exons. Gene Ontology annotation, molecular function: protein kinase activity; axon guidance receptor activity; ATP binding. Lineage: Eukaryota; Metazoa; Chordata; Crocodylia; Alligatoridae. Gene Ontology annotation, cellular component: neuronal cell body; plasma membrane; axon. Gene Ontology annotation, biological process: protein phosphorylation; homophilic cell-cell adhesion; synapse organization. The record is from RefSeq and is a predicted model, not a curated record. Bases 265 to 3306 code for a protein of 1013 amino acids.
UGAUACUGCCUGGGCUGUUGUAUAGUAAGCUGAAGAACUGAGGAAGGUAGUGUUUGUGUCCAGAGGACUCAACAGAAUCUAGCAAGAUAAAAAUUGGGAGGAGAGGACUGCAAGAAGCUGUGCUGCUGCUUUCUGAAACGAGAAAAGGCAAUUGAAGUGUCUGGGACGCAGGCAGUGAUUCUCUUCACUAAAGAGCCUUAUUCUCAGGAUGCCUUACACGGCCGCAGUGCCAUCCUGCGCUGUGAGGUGGCGGAUCCUGCUGGGAUGGAGUUUGAAUGGCUGCAGAAUGGUCUUCCUAUUCAAGACACUGAACGCCGCUUCAUGGAAGGGAGCAAUUUGCAGUUCACUGCUAUUGAUUGGCAGCAGGAUGCCGGAGAUUUCCAGUGCGUGGCAAGAAAUGCAUUCACAGGGGAGGAGGCACGAACAGUGAAUGCAUCUUUCAAUAUCAAGUGGAUUGAACCAGGUGGGGUGGUCCUGAAGCACCCAGACAGCAUGGCAGAGAUCCAGCCCUCCACCUCAGUGAUCCUGCAUUGCCACAUUGAUGGCCAUCCGCGCCCGACCUGCCAGUGGUUCCGGGAUGGAAUACAAAUCAUAAAUGUACAUAGCAGCUACUUGAUCAGCAACAAGGAGCGGACGCUAACUCUACAGAGUGCAAGCCCUGAUGACAAUGGUGUCUACUACUGCUGUGCACGCAAUGCUGUGGGCUUUGUAUGUAGCAGGAACAACUUUACGCUCAGUAUUAUAGACGAGAGUUUCCCCCGCCCGGUAAUUGUCCCACAGAACCAGAUAGUGAGUAAGAAUGAAGAGGCAAUGUUUCACUGCCAGUUCACAGCUGUGCCUCCUCCUGCUCAGGAAUGGAUCUUUGAAGACAACUCUCCCAUCACCAACAGAAGCCGGACCACAGUAUUUGCCAAUGGCUCCUUGCUUAUAACACAGGUGAAAGCACGCAGCACAGGGGUCUAUAAGUGUGUUGGCCAUGGGCAGAGGGGGAAACCCGUCAUCCUGGAGGUGACUCUGAAGUUGGCAGAGAUUGAGGACAUGGAGCCAUUCUCCUCAGAGGUUUUCACAGCAGAGCAAGAGCAUCGUGUGGCCUGCACUGCCCCUCGGGGUGUACCUAAGCCUCAUAUCUGGUGGGAGAGGAAUGGCAUGCGCAUCCCAACCAGUGGCAGAGUGCACCAGGAGGCUGGGGAUCUUGUCUUCACCAGUAUUGCUGAAAAAGAUGCUGGCAUAUAUACCUGCUAUGCAGCGAACAAGGCUGGAGAGAAGAAGCAGAAUCUGAACAUCACAGUAGCCACAAUACCCAGAUGGGUGGAGAUGCCCAAGGACAGCCACCUGGAGGAGAGCAAGCCAGGUUUUCUGCACUGCCUCAGCAAGGCUUCUCUGAAACCCAGGGUCACCUGGUACCGCAAUAAUGUUUCCAUCUCCGAGGAUUCCCGCUUUGAUAUCUCUGACAAUGGGACGCUGCGCAUCAACAACGUGGAGGUGUAUGAUGGGACUGUGUUCAAGUGUGUGAGCAGCACUCCAGCAGGGAGCAUUGAGGGAUCUGCCCGGGUGCACGUGCUGGAAAAGUUGAAGUUCACUCCUCCCCCUCAGCCCCUGCAGUGUAUGGAGUUUGACAAGGAGGUCACUGUCACCUGCUUAGCCACUGGCCGAGUAAAGCCCUCCAUCCAGUGGUUGAAGUCAGAUGGGAGCAGCCUACCGACUCACAUCAGCCACAAUGGUGGGACCCUGCACUUUCACAAGGUGCGCAGGAGUGAUGCUGGCAACUACACGUGCAUCGCCUCUAACGGCCCCCAAGGUGAAAUCCGGGCCCUGGUGCAGCUCAUGGUGGCAGUUUACAUCACCUUUAAACUGGAGCCAGAGCCUACAACAGUGUAUCAGGGGCACACGGCCAUGUUCCAGUGCCAGGCAGAGGGUGACCCAGUGCCACAUAUCCAAUGGAAGGGGAAGGACAAGAUUCUAGAUCCCAGCAAGCUCUCACCCAGGAUCCAAAUCAUGCCCAAUGGCUCUUUGGUGAUCUACGAUGUUACCACCAAGGACUCAGGAAGAUACACUUGCAUUGCAGGCAAUAGCUGCAAUAUCAAACACCGUGAAGCCUUCCUGUAUGUUGUAGACAAACCAGCUAUAGAAGGGAAUGAAAAUCUCAGCAGCCACACACCCUACAAGAUGAUCCAGACCAUUGGACUGUCGGUUGGGGCUGCUGUUGCUUAUAUAAUAAUUGUUCUGGGCCUCAUGUUCUACUGCAAGAAACGGAGGAAGGCAAAAAGGCUGAAGAAGCACCCAGAGGGCGAGGAGCCAGAGAUGGAGUGUCUGAAUGGUGGCACUUUGAUGCAAAACGGGCAAACUGCGGCUGAGAUCCAGGAAGAAGUGGCAUUGACCAAUCUGAGCAGUGGUGCCACAGCUAGCAAGAGACACAGUGCCACAGAUAAGAUGCACUUCCCGCGCUCCAACCUGCAAACAAUCACUAUGCUGGGAGCCAGCAGAGAUGACAGUGCUAGAGGGAGGGGUGAGUUUGGGGAAGUCUUCUUGGCCAAAGCAAAAGGCAUUGAGGACAGCGAGAGUGAGAUGCUUGUUCUGGUGAAGAGCCUGCAGACCAGAGAUGAGCAACUGCAGCUGGACUUCAGGCGUGAGUCUGAGAUGUUUGGCAAACUGCAUCAUGCCAAUGUGGUACAUCUGCUGGGUCUGUGUCGUGAGGUGGAGCCGCACUACAUGAUCCUGGAAUAUGUGGAUCUGGGGGACCUGAAGCAGUUCCUGAGAAUCUCCAAGAGCAAGGAUGAGACACUCAAGUCCCAGCCCCUCAGCACUAAACACAAGGUGUCCCUCUGUUCCCAGGUGGCCCUGGGGAUGGAGCAUCUCUCCAACAACAGGUUUGUGCACAAAGACCUGGCAGCCCGGAAUUGCCUCAUUAGUGCCCAGAGGCAGGUCAAGGUGUCAGCCCUGAGCCUCAGCAAAGAUGUAUACAACAGUGAGUACUAUCAUUUCCGCCAAGCCUGGGUCCCACUCCGCUGGAUGCCCCCAGAAGCCGUUUUGGAGGAUGAAUUCUCCACCAAGUCUGAUGUGUGGUCCUUUGGGGUCCUCCUGUGGGAGGUGUUCACGCAUGGGGAGCUGCCUCACUCCAAGCUGACUGAUGAUGAGGUGCUAGCAGGUUUACAGUCUGGGAAAGUGAAGCUCCCACACCCUGAGGGCUGCCCUUCGAAGCUUUACAAGCUGAUGCAGCGCUGCUGGGCCCCCAGCCCCAAGGACCGUCCAUCCUUCAGCGAAAUUGCCAACAUGCUUGGGGAAAGCCCAUCCGACAGCAAAGCCUGAGCGAGGACCAGGCCCAGUGCUGGGGGGAGGGGGGAAAUCAGGGCUACAGACUCCAGAAGCUGACUGGGAAGAGUUUGAGCCCAGAGGGACCAUGGGUUACACUACUGGACACAGCGCUGCAGGGGCUUCUCCCUAUGCCUUAUGAAAAAGCCUCCUCCAGGUUCUACCUCGGAUACCCGCAGGUCUAGCUCCAGCCAAUCAUUGUAUUGUGAGCAGGGAAUGCUGGGAGCAACUGGCUGGUUCCACAGCCAAAUGGAAGGGGGAGGCCAUGUCUCCUCUGUGCCUUGUAACAUCUGGUAUUUCCAGAGCCCUUCACAGAGCACAGCAAGCCCUCUGCCAGGAGGGAGAGGCCCAAUGGUAAGUCUGUGCUGCUGCACAGCUUGGGUGGGGGCUGAGCCGUGCAGUGAGGCAAGGCAGUUCUGGAUCCCUUAGUAUCUCUGAGCUCCCAUAUUGUACUAGCAUGUCAGGAAAUCCCCACUCCCAGAAUCAGCUGAGAUCUGCUGUGUACAGCAACCAUAGGACUCGAAGCACAAGCCAGUGUAGCCUAGUUCAAAACCUUGCCUUUGUUGCUCGCUCACUGCUGCCCUGUACCUGCAGCAUCCGCCGUCCUUUCUUCUUGGGCAGCCUCUUAUGGAGGCUGGCCAGGCACAAUGCUGGGCUAUUGGUGCUGUCCAGAAGGGUAGCCUGGGUGGGUUUCCUCCAUCAUGUCCCUGCCCAUUCCUUGUCAAAUGGGAGUGGGGAGUCUGUGAUGGGCGGGAGCUCUGCCCUCCCUGUUCUAUAGAGCUCGCUAAGGAACCUGUAUAUUUAUUAAGUGGUUCCAUCCUCCCAUCUCUUCUGUCUGUGCUAGGCACCCCAGCACCUCGCCAUGCCCUGAUGGAGCAAGGCCCAGUAGUGGGAACACUAAGUGCCUGGCAUAUGAAGGAGAUUCUCACUAGCUUUCCUGACUACCCGAUGCCUUUUCUGUAUGUUUCUUUGGGGUGGCAACCCCUCUGUUCCCUUUGUAAAGUGCUGACCUCUCCCAGACGUAGUAUUUCUAUUAUUGGAAUGCCGCCUAGAGCCAUUUAGUUUGUUUGCUUGAGUGGAGGGCACAACAGCCCAGAGUUUUUUCACAUGCUGCUCUCAAUAAAGAAUCUCUUUUUGUAA